Molecule: messenger RNA, 823 nt
Organism: Cetraspora pellucida
Lineage: Eukaryota; Fungi; Glomeromycota; Glomeromycetes; Diversisporales; Gigasporaceae
Source: the annotation of a GenBank genome assembly
CCAACUUAAGUUACAUAUAUUAAUCGCUGCAGCAUUUACACAGUUCAGAAAAAUGUUUUUAUCAAAGAUUGUAAAUAGUGCUGUUGAAAUAAUAGCUCCUCACAUAAAAUCCAAAGUUGAAAGAUUAGAGGAAGAAUGGAAAUGUAUACAAAGUUUUUACAAUUCAUCUAAAGAUAAAGAUUUGUCAAAGUUAAAGUAUCAUUUUGAAGAGAUUUCUAAUCAUCUUGAAAACAUAAUUCGGUACAUUAAAGAAGAGGAUAUUAAGAUUCGAAUGUCAUCUAAGCCCUUCUCAAACAGAAAUUGUAUAGAUUUUGUUCUGGAAAAUAAUAUCUUACUUUGUCUGGUUAAUUAUGCACAGAAGGAUCCGCUUAUAAGAAUAGAAGUAAUCAAAUUUUUUACACAUUUUGUAAUAAAUAUUCAACCUCUAUUACUUUCCGCUAUACACAAUCCGCUCGAAGAAUUAAUAUCAUCAUUAUACGAAAUCGAUGAAUACAAUACUGAGUUGAUACAAGAAUUGAUUAAAUUAAUUCACGCUGUUAUAAGACACAUUAUUAUCCUACCUGAGUUAAUUGUAUUAUAUUUCAAAAAAAACGAAAAAGAUAAGACCAAUUUUCCAAUGUUUUCAAUAUUAUUGGAUUGCAUCAAUAUACGAGGGCAAACUGGACGUGUGUCUAGAGAAGCAUUAUAUUUGAUCUUACGUUUAUGUAAAGAUGAUGGAUGUUUUAAAACUUUCUUAUUAAAUGAAACGGAAUUCUUUGAAAUAAUAAACCUUCACUUAAAAAUGGCUUUUACUGCGUUACCAAAUAAUAAUACGUUAAUUGUG